GUCUUGCGACGCAAGCGCAACGUGCUUUUCCCCAGCGGGGUCAAACUUUGUGCUGAAGAGAGUGUGCAACAAUCCAUUGCAAAUCACCUCAGCUACUUUCACCUUCGAGUGUGUCAGGAGACGGUGUGGGAGGCCUUCAAGAUCUUCUGGGACCGCCUCCCGAACCAGGAAGAGUACCAGACCUGGAUGAGCCAAUGCCUGGACGGCACAGCCACCGCUCUGGCGAUGGGCAAAAACUUUAGCCAAUCAAAGGAGCACCUGGCCCUGGUUGAGAAGGUCAUCAUAGAAGGGGCAGAGGUGGAGCUUCCCACAGAACCCACCAAUGAUAUAGAGAUGGAAGUGUUGGUGCGUCCUACGCAGGCCCAGUUGGAACAGGUGGUUGAGCUGAGUAUCUUGCUGAAGGGAGAGAGGUACAGCGAUGCUCUAAGAGACACUGCCAGCUUCCAGUACCAGACACUCAACCAGCAGUUCAUUGACAAGGUACGACUCAGAAAUAUCGAAGAUGCUCUGGGGGGACUGCCAGGCUUGAAGAGUGUGACUGUGCUGGAGUUCAGGUUGGAUGGCGUGGUGGUGGUCUAUGCGGUGACGGUGGAGGUGGAAGGGGAGGGGGUGAGCAGUGAGCAGUUGGACUACCUGAUCCUGCAGUCCAACCUGGUGGAGAACUCCUACAGAGAUCUGAAGGAGAGGCCCACAGUGGUCUACAACAUCACUGACUUCAGGAACAACAUCACUGAGGCCCUGCAAAAUMACAACAUCAUCAGAGACACAACCCUGGCCCUGGACCCUGACUUACUGCAACUAGAGAGUGUGUCCAGUGUUCCUGAGUCCAUCGAGUCCACGGCUGGAAUUACCAAGGAUGACUGCGUGGAGGAAAUCWUGGCUGCUGAGAUGACCCCAAAUGCCUCCGAGGUUAAAACUGAGGAUGUGGCGAUGGGGGAGAAUGAUGUCAUUGUUCUGGAGGAGAGCGUGACCCUCCCCCCUGAGCCUGAGGUGACCAUCAAUGACACGGGGAUGGAGGAGGAGGGUCUGCUGUUGGGGAACACUGUGGCUGUAGAGAGCCCUCCCCUGGAGCUCUUCCCUGCAGACCCUAUCUCCCCCGAGCAGCCAGAGGGCACUACGCUCCCCAAGCCUCCUCUGGAGAUAGAGGCCUCUGGGUCAGGUGUUGACAGACUUGAGGACCUGCCCUUCCAGCCCGAGGAAGAAGAAGAGCCAGCCUCAGCUGCAGAAGAGGAACAUACCACAGAAGAAGAGGUAGUUUUGGAAGAGGUGAUCAUAGAGGAAGAGAUCUUAACAGAGGAAGCAGAAGCGGGAGUCCCUGAGGAAGAGCAGGAAGAGGAGGAAGCAGCAGUGGAGGUCCCUGAGGAAGAGGAGGAGGCAGUGGAGGUCCCUGAUACUGUAGAGGUUCUAGAAGAAGAAGCUGAACCCUCAGAAAUCCUUGAGUACUCCAUCCUAGAGACAGAGACCAUAGAAGAGUUGGAGGAAAAGAACCCUGCCUUUCUCCCUGUGGAAGCGAUGGAAGCUCCCGAACCAGCGGAGAGCCUUAAUGUCCCCAAGAAUGCCAUGGAGACUGUACCCCCAGAUGAGCCUGAAGAAGGGGCUAACGAGGUGUUGGGUCAUCCAGAAAAAUCAGGAUAUGGAGAGGAAGUUAAGAGCUUAAAGGAGGGACCAAUCAUCGAGGAGCCAGUAACUGGAGAGGAUGCCUUGGAGGUGGAGGAAGAGGUGAUGGAACUUCUGGACAUGACUGAGACCUCGGUGGAGGACCUGGUAGAAGAUGAGAUGUUGUUGGUCGACGAGGUUGUUCCAGAGGCCGCUUACCCUACCACUCUUUCUGCAGAGAAGGAGUCGCCCUUCACCCAAGUCUCUGAUGCCAUAGUAGAAGGAGGGGCUACAGAGGCCACAGGCCUAGACACAGCCCCAGAACCGGAGGCAGAUGCAGAGGACCAGGGGGUCACCCCAGCUCUCACACCCGCCAAGUAUUACCCUGGCCCAGACAUUUCCAUCACUCUGGAGCUGCAGACGAUAGACCCUGUGACAGACUAUGACCUGGUCCCCUUCGGUGGGAUCAACCAAACAGAGGAGGGAAGUAGCGGGUACCCCUCUGGAGGGGUACAUGGUGUGGACCACAGCGUUGCCAUGCCAAUCAAUCCUGGGCGGGCGCUGAUGGUGUUCUUCAGUCUGAGGGUCACCAACAUGAAGUUCUCAGAUGACCUCUUCAAUAAGAGCUCCCCGGAAUACAAGGCCCUGGAACAAAGGUUCAUAGAGCUGCUGCUCCCCUACCUCCAGUCCAACCUUAGUAACUUCCAGAACCUGGAGAUCCUGAACUUCCGGAACGGGAGUAUUGUGGUUAACAGCCGGAUGAAGUUCGGGAAGCCGGUGCCUCGCGGCGUCAACAACGCAGUCUACCUGAUCCUGGAAGACUUCGCUAACACAGCCUAUAAGACCAUGAACCUGGCCAUCGACAAGUACUCACUGGACGUAGAGUCAGGUGACCAGGCGAACCAGUGUAAGUUCCAGGCGUGUAAUGAGUUUGCACAGUGUUCUGUGAACCGCUGGUCUGGCGAGGCAGAGUGUGUGUGUAACGCUGGAUACUUCAGUGUGGACGGACUGCCCUGUCAGAGCAUCUGUGACCUACAGACAGACUUCUGUAUGAAUGACGGGAAGUGUGACAUCAUACCUGGACAGGGGGCCAUCUGCAGGCGAGGGGAGAGUAUCCCAUCUCUAGAGAGGGCCACUAAGUACAACCCCAUGUAUGAGAGUGACGGCUACGACGGACCUACCGAUUGGACACAACGAAUCCAGGACAGGAUACGCAUCAUUGAGCUCUACGCGAAGGACCGGCAGUUUGCAGACUUUGUGCGGCAAGCAUCAAACGUGAGUGACUGGUCUCCCUGGAUCCCAGAGCACAGCAUAGAGCCCCAGAGCAACCAGCCCUUCAGCCCCAGACAGAGCCUGUCCAGUGUGCUGCACUAG
Messenger RNA from Salvelinus sp. IW2-2015, 2970 nucleotides. The record is from RefSeq and is a predicted model, not a curated record. NCBI's taxonomy places the organism in Eukaryota, Metazoa, Chordata, Actinopteri, Salmoniformes, Salmonidae.